This is a messenger RNA of Oncorhynchus tshawytscha (Chinook salmon), 15138 nucleotides long. RefSeq names its product serine/threonine-protein phosphatase 6 regulatory ankyrin repeat subunit C. The coding region runs from base 161 to 3361 and encodes 1066 amino acids. Gene Ontology annotation, molecular function: protein binding. NCBI's taxonomy places the organism in Eukaryota, Metazoa, Chordata, Actinopteri, Salmoniformes, Salmonidae. The record is from RefSeq and is a predicted model, not a curated record. The transcript has 28 exons.
CGCACCACUUGUGUCUAUCAGUGCAAUAAACAACGGCUAGCACACACGGACGCAGAACAAACCCUUCCCCGAACAAUUACCACAAUAAAACAAAAAUAUCGCAAUUAGCUACAUCUCCACCCGAUCCUAAUGAAGGAUCUCCGGCCUGACUGACUAGGAGAUGGGAAUACUUAACAUAAUAGACCAGACUUUGCUGGUCCAGGCUAUAUUUAGCCGAAAUGCAGAGGAAGUGAAGUUUUUGUUGCACAAGAAUGAAGAAGUCAAUGCACUGGACCAAGAACGCCGUACCCCCUUACAUGCUGCUGCGUGUUUGGGCGACGUUCACAUUAUGGACCUCCUCAUUAAUUCAGGUGCUAGUGUUAAUGCAAAGGAUCAAGGCUGGCUGACACCCCUGCAUCGGGCAGCUGCCUCACGGAAUGAAAAGGCUGUGGGGCUGCUUCUGAAGCAGGAUGCGGAGGUCAAUCUGCGAGAUAAGUUUUGGCAGACGCCGUUGCACGUGGCGGCGGCGAACCGGGCCACACGCUGCGCUGAGGCCCUAAUCCCCAAGCUGAGCAGCCUGAACGUAGCAGACCGCUCCGGCAGGACAGCUCUGCACCAUGCAGCACACAGUGGCCACGUGGAGAUGGUGAAUUUGCUCCUCAACAAAGGGGCGAAUUUGAGUGCCAGCGAUAAGAAGGAGAGGCAGCCAAUCCACUGGGCCGCAUACCUCGGGCAUCUGGAGAUCGUGAAGUUACUGGUGUCGCGGAGUGCGGACGCCAUGUGCAGGGACAAGCGAGGUUAUACCCCGCUCCACGCCGCAGCUGCCAGCGGCCAGAUCGAGGUGGUCAAGUACCUGCUGCGGCUGGGGUCAGAGAUUGACGAGCCUAACACUUUUGGGAACACAGCGCUCCACAUGGCGUGCUACACAGGCCAGGAGGCGGUUGCCAACGAGCUGGUGAACCGAGGCGCCAACGUCAACCAACCAAACCAGCGCGGCUGCACGCCGCUGCACCUGGCCGCUGUCUCCACCAACGGGGCGCUUUGCCUCGAGCUGCUAGUUAACAACGGUGCUGAUGUCAACAUGCAGAGUAAAGAAGGGAAGAGUCCUUUGCACAUGGCCGCUAUUCACGGGCGCUUCACUCGCUCCCAAAUCCUUAUCCAAAACGGUGGGGAGAUUGACUGUGUAGAUAAAUAUGGCAAUACUCCUCUUCACGUUGCUGCUAAGCACGGCCACGAGCUGCUGAUCAGCACCCUGAUGACUAAUGGUGCUGACACAGCCAGGCAAGGGAUUAAUGGGAUGUUUCCAUUGCAUUUGGCUGUGCUCUACGGGUUUUCAGACUGUUGUCGCAAGUUACUCUCCUCAGGUCAGCUGUACAGCAUUGUAUCAUCUCUGAGCAACGAGCACGUGCUGUCAGCCGGGUUUGACAUAAACACCCCAGACAGCUCUGGGAGGACCUGCCUGCACGCCGCUGCCUCUGGAGGAAACGUUGAAUGUCUUAACUUGCUGUUGAGCAGUGGUGCCGACUUGAGUAACAAGGACACAUUGGGAAGAGCUCCUUUGCACUACGCUGCGGCGAAUGGGAGCUACCAGUGCACGGUUUCCCUGGUGAGUGCUGGUGCCGAGGUGAACGAGCUGGACCAGAAAGGCUGCAGCCCCCUGCACUAUGCCGCUGCCUCGCAGACCUUCCGCCGAGUGGACAGACAUUACUCAGUUGGACACCAUAGUGAGGAGAGGGCCAAGGAGGCCUUUUUUUGUUUAGAGUAUCUGCUGGAUAAUGGGGCUGACCCAGCUCUGAGGAACACCAAGGGUUACAGCGCAGUCCACUAUGCAGCAGCCCACGGAAACAAGCAGAACCUGGAGCUGCUCUUGGAGAUGUCUUUCAACUGUCUGGGAGAUGUGGAGAGCAGUGUUCCAGUUAGCCCUUUGCACUUAGCCGCGUAUAAUGGUCACUGUGAGGCUUUGGGGGUGUUGUCUGAGACGCUGGUGAGUCUGGAUGUUCGGGAUGCAGGGGGGCACACCGCCCUCUACCUGGCAGCGCAGCGGGGACAUGCUCAGUGCGUGGAGGUACUGCUGUCCCACGGGGCCUCCUGCCACCUCAAGGAGCGCCGCCGCAAGUGGACCCCGCUUCAUGUCGCAGCUUCCAACGGCCAAACAGACUGUCUGCUCAUGCUGGUCAACCGAGGAGAGAAGGCUGACGUCAUCGAUAUCGUCGACAUACAGGGACAGACGGCUCUGAUGCUGGCAGCUCUGGGUAGUCACACUGACUGUGUCCACAUCUUGCUGGAGAAGGGAGCCGGGGCUGACACCGCUGACAAGAGAGGCCGCACUGCUCUACACAGAGCUGCGGCGAUGGGCUGUGAGGACUGUGUGUCGGCCCUGCUCGAGCACGGGGCCUCUGCUCUGUGCAGGGAGUCCCGGGGACGCACACCCCUGCACCUGGCCUCCUCCUGCGGCCACAUGGAGCUCCUGCGCAGCCUGCUGCAGGGUGCCACAAGCACCGACCCCCUGGACUCCUUGUUGGACUACAGCGGAUACACCCCCGCCCACUGGGCAGCCUACCACGGGCACGAGGACUGUUUGGAUGUUUUUCUUGACCACAAACCUUUUAGCAUACAGGAAGGAAACCCCUUCACCCCAUUGCACUGUGCUCUAAUAAAUGGCCAUGAUGGUGCUGCUGAACUACUGGUAGAGACCGUUGGAACUCAGAUGGUGAACAUCAGAGAUGCCAAAGGAAGGACCCCGUUGCACGCAGCUGCCUAUUCAGAGAGUGUGGCCGGGCUGCAGCUGGCCCUGGUUCAGGGGGCAGAGGUCAAUGCGGUGGACACCACCGGACACUCUGCGUUGAUGGUUGCCGCCAACAACGGACAGACUGCAGCCGUCGAGGUCCUGCUGCACCAGGCCAAGGCAGACCUGACCCUGCUGGAUGUCAACGACAACACCGCCCUUCACCUGGCCUGCAGCAAGGCUCAUGAGAUGUGUGCCCUGUUAAUCCUGGGAGAGAUCAGCGACCCCUCCCUCAUCAAUGCAACAAAUGGUGCACUGCAAAUGCCCCUUCAUAUCGCUGCGAGGAAUGGUCUGGCUACGGUGGUGCAGGUGCUGCUCAGCCGGGGGGCAGCCGUGAUGGCUGUUGAUGAGGAGGGCCACACCCCGGCCCUGGCCUGUGCCCCUAACAAGGAUGUGGCGGACUGCCUGGCCCUUAUCCUCUCCACCAUGAAGCCUUUCCCUCCCAAAGACGCCAGCGCCGCCUCCUCCUUUGGCCUCAACCUGCUGAAGUACUGUGGCAUCGCCGCCUGCGGGCCCCUGCCCAACGGCAACCUGCGCCACACCUACGCCAAGGACCGUCAUGGCACCAUCGGCCUGGACGGCUGCUUCACCGAGUGAGAUGAAACCCCCCCCAAACCUGCUCCCCCUCAGACCACCAUACCCUAGGUGCCCCUGUCCCGUUGUAUCUCUAACUAGCCGGAUCGCCCCUCUUUAAUCCACUAUGAUCCGGGUUACAACCCCCCUUUCUAACACACAACAAGAGCAGGAAUAUACUUAGUUUCACGUGUGUGUGUGUUUGGAUGUGUGUGCGUGUGUCUGUCUGUUUGAAGAAAAACGAAAUCCCUAAUGGGUGUUGUCAAACCUAUAUGCAAUUAUUUGCCUCUCUCCUCUGGCAUCAUUUUCAUUGUUUGUCUGUCGUCACUAGCCUGGGCUUAGGUAAGACACCCUCUGUCCAGUGUCCAGGACAGAGCUCGUCACAGAGUCCCUCUAAAUCCUACCAGCAGUGAUGAUUUUUACCCCUUACGAUAUUAUCGUGGAUGUUUUUGUUGAAUUAACAGAUUCACAAGCAUGUGUGACAAGUUACAGAUAGUAUCAUUUUAGUUCUAAAUUAAAUGUAACAUUUUUGGUGAAUUUUUGAUAUUGCACUUCAACAACGAAUAAACUAACCUCGCAAAUCCCAGUGAAAGCGAUGACCUAGUAGAAGGAGAACGGUGCCUCCAACUUCUCCUCUGACUUAAACUGGUGCAAUAUGCAGCAUGUGUGGGUAUUUCCCGUGCUGUGCAUCUCUGAAGAGAGAGAGAGAGAGAGUUGAAAGCUCUGCACAGAAACCCCAUAGAUUUUAAAAUAAGCGGUUACAAGCUGGUGUCUACUCCCCUAGACAUCCGACAACAAGCACUUCCUAAUGGCUAAGGCCAUCUUAGCCCCCCUCUCAAGGAGUCCAUACUAAAGGAAGAAGUUGUGGUUCUUGCCUGAACCCCACUACCGCUUGUCACUGUCGUAGGCGUUUCUGGAUAUUUAAACAAUGUUGUGCCUAUGGAACACUGAGAAUUACUGAGAGAUGACCCCACCCCCUCAUCCCCAACUAGUUUAUGCACUCUGAUCUCCCACCUUAUCCCUGAUUAUUUGAGACUUAAAAAGAGAACAAUUCUAGUGGGACAUUUUUAAAGGAUGAAACUCUGUUUUUUUAAAGAAAGAUGGGUUUAGCACACAUACUGAUUGCGGUAUAAGCUAUUGUUGUAUAAACACUUGUUUACACAAUGUAAACCGACGUCGCAUUUACUUGUGAAUUGUCAGUCAAAUAUGUUUGCACAACAGAGCCAUGAGAAAUACGUGUUUUUAAUAUAGCUGCUAAAAUAUUGCUGCCUUUUCCAUGGAUUGUGUUCACGGUUUCCGUCAAUGCGGAUCUACAUGUAAUGUUUAAUUUGACUCUUUACAUUAUUUGGAAUUGGAAGCAAUAUUCAGUCACAGACAGCCUUCAAACUCUUAUAGCAUUUUUAUUUCCCUGCUGUUUGCUAUAGUGGAAAGGUUCAUGUAAUUUUCCCUUUUUUUAACCUUUUUAUCUAUUCAUGCCAAACAGCCAUACUUGUUUGCUUCUGUCUUCUUUUGCACAUUAGUUGAAUCAAAUUAGUUUUUUGUGUUUCACUUGAUUAAGCUAUUUAUGAAGAUUGUUAGUUAAUUUGAAUGAUGUUCUAAUUAACAUAUGUUCACUUUGUUGUAAUUGUUUUCAUGUGGUUGUAGCGAUUUGAAAAAAUUCAGAUGACAAAAUCUAUCAGUAUUUGAUCUUACUCACACUUCCAUAAACUAAUUGGAAUUCAGGAACAUUUCAAAUCCAUGGUGUACUGUAAUAUUAAGCAUUAUCCUAUUUUGUUAAUGUAUUUUCAAUAUUACAUAAAUGUAGUUUGGCUUAGAUUAGUGAAAUUGUGAAAGUAGUGGUAAUGUACCGGUAUCUUUACUCUUCACAACAUAUGGCUAACACUGAAAACUAAAAUAUCUGCAUUACGUUGCUAUGGUUAUGUAUGGACAGCUACUUUUUUUUAGCUUUUUUAAAUGUAUGAUUAUCAGCGUGACAAUGGCUUUUAUAUAUAAGUAACCGCAUCUCGGAAGUUGUUUAAGAAGUGUCUUAGAGUAUUUUAUUUAUUUGAAUUUCAAAGAAUACCAAAAGUGAUUGAUUUCUUUUACACCCAUUUUCAAGUAUGUGUGCUCCCGUUUCUCUUUUGCAUCAACAAGAACACCAUGUAGGCAUGUCUGGUACCAAUACCUCUAUCGUGUGAUACACUGACAACCUCAUCCACCUUUCUCAGUUGAAUUGUUGUUUUUUUCUCGACAUGCCUCAGUCCUAUCAUCACUUGUGUAACCUAAUGUUACCCCUAGAAUUGUUCUCUUUGAAUGGAAUAUCGAAACCAUUUAGCACAUCUCUUUAGAUGUACAUACUAUUAUUUAUAUAAGAAAAAAACAUUGCAUCAAUUUCUGAAUCAUUUUGCAGACUGAGAUUCAUUGUCAGUUCCUGGUGCAUUCAACCAUAUGGCUGGGAAGGAACUGUUUCAAAAAAGAAUGUAGGAAAAAAAUAGAUAAACAGAGAGAAAAAACAGCUUAUCUGUUCCGUGGCCAGUACUGGUAUUCUACAAGGUAUUUCAUGUCAAAGCGUUUAAGAAAAAAACAAGAUGACGAAGUCUGUCCCUUACAUGUAGGAAUAGCAAAUGCCAAAACCAGUGUCGUCGUUGUUCCUCACAUUUAUACUAAUAUGCUGAAAAAAAUGAUUGUAUUAAGCUACCUGAACUUUUUGUGUUAUUUUACAUAAGCCUUUUUAUAUGAUGUCAGAGAAGGUUUAGUUCAAUGACGUGAGAUCACAUCGAAUAGUAAGCCAUUAAAUAAUGUUCUUAUUAUGUUCACGGGUGACUUGCUAUGUUAGAAUUUUUUGGGUUGGUUGAAAUAUGAACUUCUCACAACUAGGUCCCAUCCAUUGUUUAUCUUAUAUUGUGUGACAUUUCAUUGACCAUAGAUUUGGUUUAGCCUGUGGUUUUGUUAGGCUGGUUUGAUACGACAUUGAAAACAAAAAUCCCCUUUUGGAACACGUUUCAUGUGGGACUGAACACCUAAUUGUUCAAUUAGGGGAUCAAGAAAGCGUAAGUCAAGAAAGCAUAAGUCGAGUGUGUGGAGGUUAGAAGCCUAAAAAGGAUUACAUUCAUGAUAUACCGCCAAGACCCUUUUUUAUGUUUUUAUUUCCUCCCUCCCUAUUUAACCAUUCCGUUUACACUGUGGACAAGGAUUACCCUAGUAUUGUGCUUUUUAGGGCAAUAGAACAAUUGAAAGCAUUUUUCGAUUUUCAGUAAUGCAACAACAAACAACUCUAUUUUCACUCAGUCCUGACCCAAAGCACUUAUUUCAAGAAUAAGCACUUUUGUAUAUUUAAUAUCUCUAUAUGUAUGUGUGUGUUUACAUAGGUUACCUAUGUAGAUAUGAACUUAUAUUUAGGGAAGACAAUACCUUCAAUAGAGAGAUGAGAGUAGAUGAACUGGUGACUGAUCUUCACGAUCAUGUGUGAUGUGUGGGUGCUUGUAUGAGAGACACGGUUUAAUUGGAGGGUUAUGGUUCUCUUUGGGAUCAGCAUAAGGGAGCAGUGAAGAGUUGAGGGACACCCCUUGGUGUGCAAACAUACGCAGCCCAAAAUACAUUUCAAACGGAAAGUAUACUUGUAUACUGCCUUUCAAAAAAAAAAAAAGCAGGGGUUGAAACUCAAGAACAUGUUUGAUUAAGUGCAGAAAUGUAAGAUAUUACGUACAUUUGCAGACGUCUCCACUGAGCCAUAUUAGUCAAUUGCUGAUUUUUUUAUUUUUAUGUAUGUCUAAAUUAAAGCAGGGGUUUUGGUUGUUGAAUAACUGACAUUUUUGCUGCACUGUUUAACUAAGAAAAAAGUAAUAGAAAUGAUGGGGACAAUAAUGAAAAAUGAACUAAAGCAACAUCUUUACUUCUGCCUUCUCCUCGUGCAUCGAUGCAGAAGGAUUGUGUUUUAUCUUGAGCCAUUGAAGGGUAUUAUUGCAUUCAGCGGAUGGGUUAGUCUAUUGCCUAACAAUGUGGUGCAUACAGUGCCUUUAGAAAGUAUUUAUGCCCUUGACUUAUUCCACAUUUUGGUGUUAAAUUUUGAAUUCAGGCUGUAUUAAAUAUUACUUUUUUCUCACCAAUCUACACACAAUGCCCCAUAAUGACAAAGUGAAAACAUUUUUAUUGACAUUUUUGCAAAUGUAUUGAAAAUAAAAUGCAGAAAUACCUAAUUUGCUUAAGUAUUCACAUACCUGACUCAAUACUUUGUUUGAAGCACCUUUGGCAGCGAUUACAGCUGUGAGCCUCGAAGAGCUUUGCACACCGAGAUUGUGCAAAAUUUGCCCAUUUUUAAUAUUUUCUAAAAUUCUUAAAGCUCUUUCAAAUUGGUUGUUGAUCAUUGCUAGACAACAAUUUUCACGUCUUGCCAUAGAUUUUCAAGCCGAAUCAAGUCAACUGUAACACUCAGGAAAACUCACUGUAUUCCUGGUAAACAACUCCAGUGUGGAUUUGGCCUUGUGUUUUAAGUAAUUGUCCUGCUGAAAAGUGAAUUAAUCUCCCAGUGUCUGGUGGAAAGCAGAUGGAACCAGGUUUUGCUCUAGGAUUUUGUCUGUGCUUUGCUCCAAUCCAUUUAUUGUGUUUAUCCUGAAACUCUCCAGUCCUUUUUUUAACCCAUAUUUUAUUAGGUAAGUUGACUGAGAACACAUUCUCAUUUACAGCAAUGACCUGGGGAAUAGUUACAGGGGAGAGGAAUGAGCCAAUUGUAAGCUGUGGCUGAUUAGAGGGCCAUGAUGAUAUAAAGGCCAGAUUGGGAAUUUAGCUAGGACACCAGGGUUAAUACCCCUACUCUUACGAUAAGUGCCAUGGGAUCUUUAGUGACAACAGAGAGUCACGUCCCAUCCGAAAUACGGCACCCUACACAGCGCAAUGUCCCCAAUCACUGCCCUGGGGCAUUGGGAUAUUUUAUUUAGAUCAGAGGAAAGGAUGCCUCCUACUGGCCUUCCAACACCAUUUCCAGCAGCAUCUGGUCUCUCUACCAGGACCAACCCUGCUUAGCUUCAGAAGCAAGCCAGCAGUGAGAUGCAGGGUGUUAUGCUGCUGGCUUACAAGCAUACCCAUAACAUGAUGCAGCCACCACUAUGCUUGGAAAUAUGGAGAGUGGUAUUCAAUAAUGUGUUGUGUGAGAUUUGCCCCAAACAUGGCACUUUGUAUUCAGGACAAAAUGUGAUUCUUUUUUUUUUUGCUUUCUGAAGGCACUGCCUUAUGUCUCAGUACAAACCUCACUCCAAUAUAAUCAUUGUGACUCUUGUAAUCACGGGAUUAUUUUAUUUCCUCAAGUUUUAUUUUGUCAACAGUUGGCACAGGAGCUAUCACUCCUGUUAAUCAUGUACUCGCCAUUUUUUCUAUCUAGAUUGCCUUACGAUACCUCUCAAAUUAUGAAUCGUUGUUUUGUUACUCCAUUUUUUUUCUGAUUUGCAUUUGGGAAUGUGUCCCUUUUUGUCUUACAUCAAUACCAUAUCAAAACAGUCGUCCUUAAAAACACCCCAUGCUGUUACCUAGACCCACAAGUGCCGUAGAAAUCCCUGUUUGUCUGCCUAUGGAAAAAGGAAGUGUCUAUGGAGAUUAAAAAAGUAAAGGUCAAGUUUGACAAAUGACAAUAAUACCUUACAAUGGCUGAAAUUGCAAAAAUUGACAACUUUCUCAAAGUGCUUCAGAUUGUAGGAAUAAGUGAUAUGGGAGCUUUGGGCAAGGGGAGGAGUGAAAUGCAUAGCAUUAGGUAAUUGUAAUUUGCAUGAUGCAAGACUGAUCAAGUCAAUUUUAUUUGAGCGUGAUCGAAAACAAUAUGGCAGAGUGGCUAGUAGGGUAGAAGACGGUAAAAUUGCACAAAAGUAGUUGAGUCAGAAUACUGUAAACUGAGUUACAUGUUAUGUUGGGGGAAUAACUAUUGAAAGGAAGCAUAUUCAACAUCUUUGUUUCCUUCCAUUUUUCUUUUGAGAGAAAUUCAGGGUACUUAUUGAUUUUGGGCAACUUGUAAAAUGUUGCCAUCAGAUAUGUGAGUGGAAAGAAAGACUAAGUAGGGUCAUGUUGAAAUUGGAGAAUAGGAAAUACUUUAUUACUUUUGACACUAUUGUCCUUCAAGUGAGAAAGCAUUCAUCUGAGAACGAACACUUAUGUCAUGCUGAUUUUAAAUAACCUCCUAAAUUAGGUGUGGAAGGGAUAAAGUUAGAAACAAAGAGGCUGUCGGUUUAUUUUGGUUAUGCCAGUGAUCCCCAUGGUGAUGCUGUCCAUAGCGUAUUCCUCUGGGAUAUCUGCCAAUGACUGUACCUCGAGGACAUCGGUGUCCUUCAUUACUUGAAAACUCAUUGGAUGAAGGCAAUAGCUAGGCAGUUACCAUUGUGUUUUUCUUUUAUUUCCAUUUAAAAUAUUAUUUUGAAUCAUGAGUACACAAACGUUUUCUCUUCUCCAAGCAUAAUUAAACUGCUGAAUUAGAUAUUUAUUUGUCAUCGGUGUACUGUUAUCAAAGAAUUCUUCAAAAUGGCUACAAUUCACAAAAAAAGUGAAUAAAUUAACAUGUAAGAUGCAGUAAGUUAUAUUUAAGUGGAUUUUAACAAGAAGUUAAGUAAUCUCAUGUUAUAGUCCGUUAUAAAUUUACAUUUGAUCACCAAAACAAACACCUCUUGAUAUGGAUGGAAUUAUGUCUUAAGUAUAGAUCCAUGAGUGAAGCUCAAUAUUAAAAGGAUACUUCGGGGUUUUGGCAAUGAGGCCCAAUGAGACCCAUAGAUUUCCAGUCAUUGCGCUAACGCUAGUUAGCAACUUCCUUCAAACUGUACGCAGACACAUAAAAUGGUAUCCACGAGUUCUUCUGACUGGAGAAGUAGAUAAAGGGCCUCAAAUCCCGAAGUAUCCCUUUAAGUUCUUCCAUGAUUCUAACUGCUGCAUGUCUGUCCUAUGUCUAUGUACACAACAUAUUUAUUUGAGAUGUUCAGAUUCUUUGAUUGUAUAUUAUGUUUAUGCUUUCAUUGUUAAUUUGUCAUUGUUGUACAACUACACUAGGUGGAAAAGAUUUCCAUGCUUAUUCAAUCAUAACUUCCAAAUGCUUGUUAAAAUGGAACAAAACUGUUGGUCCCACUUCAAAAAUAAGGUCUUGAAAUGUAGCAGUAAGAAGUGUAAUUUUGCAGAAUUUGGCACGUGUCUAACAUUAUUAUUGAGAGACAAUUGACAUUUGUUCCAUUUUCAUGUGGGAUUGCCCAUACCCCUGUAUAUCGCUGCACAUAUACUUUAGGUCAUGGAGAAAAUAAAUAAAAACAAACACAAUAAACUGGUUAUAGAAUUUAACAAUUAUAUAUUGACUCCAGACUUCUGGCCUUUUCUUUUUACAGAGACACAUUUUUUUGUUAGCACGCAUGUAGCUAGUGCUCUUUUCUGCAUUAUAGUCCUCAUAGGUGGUGUGGCCUGUUGUACUGUCCAAAGUUUGUUUGGUCCUGAAUUAACUAGAGGGAACUGGUUGAAUACGUUUGUCUCUCUUGUGCCUCUGUAGUUAAGGCUUAGCAACAUAUACCUAUGAUCAAAACAAAGCAUACUGAUCCUUGGAUUCACUUUAUUCAACCCAGUAGUUGGCUGCUUUGAAAAACUUCAGGGACAAAAUGUCGACACACCAAUUGCUUUUAUUUUGUCCGUUUUCUCUUCCUCUUUAAGGGCAGUUACUGAGUUGACCUCUCACUCCAAAAAUACUAUCUAAGAGUAACGUUACUCUUUAAAGGGAUGCAAUGUUUUUGUCUUAGUGGAGAGUAAUGUCGACACUUUCUAUUGUGUGACUUCAUGUAUUACUUGAUUAGCCAUAAUCAGACAUCGAACAGCUUACCUCAAGAUGUUAUAUCUCGCAAUGAUUUUUAUCCAAGCCAGUGCAUUUUGUUAAUGUAUUGAACCUCAUUGGAGAGUAAAUGUUAUCUGAUACAUAUUAUGCAACAUGAAAACAUUUUACUUUUUUCUCUUUGUUUUGAUGGUUCCUUCAUGACUUGACUGCUUCUUGACAACUACCCAUAGGAUGGACAAUGCAAAUAGGUGAAUAAGGAUAUUAAAUCAUGAUAUUUCCAUUAAAGGAAUGCCUUAGUAGGCAAAAGAGAGAUGUCUCAGAACGGAACUGGUUUUAGAUCCAUCAUAAAGUACCUUAUUUAUGAGAGUUGUGUGCAUUCUUAUACUGUAUGUCACAUGGCUGCUCAAAAUUAUGGGGUUGGAAUCUAUUUUGAUGUCGUAGAAAAUUGAAGAUGGUUAAAGAAUAUUAUUUGAACUUGUAAACGGCAAAACUCAGAUCCUCUAUUACUGUCAAUACAAUCCUGACUGACACUUUGUCCUGAUACAAACAGGUAUACUAAACUGUGUCAUUAGAAAACAAUUGAGCAAAUAGUGAAGUCUGAUUUUUAUAUUUUAUGCAUCACGAAAUUGGUCUUCCAUUCAUGCCAACUGAAAGCCUUAUUGUUGAUAAAAGUUGAGGUCGCACAACUACUCACAAUCACAUACGGGGUGAAGUUAGUGAGCCAUUGUUCAUUCAUAAUACAAAACAUGAUGCUAUGCUAUAGUGCUUCCCAAUCUCAUCAUCCAUGUGGUCCACUGUGGCUUGAAUCCUGGAGAAAUUGUUAAUUGGCUGGAUACAUUUUUCAAAGCACAAAUCCAAAGAAACACUCGUGCUGUUGUCAUAAAUCCAAACACCUGGAUGUACAACUUGACUAGUUUAUUUAGCUCUUGUUUGAUUCUUGCCUUAGUCUUGCUUGGCUUGCCAUAUUUUUCAAUGAACAGCCUUUCUUAAGGGACCUGAAAAACCACACAGUGAAAUAGUUUUGGAUCACUGUGGUGAUAAUACUGAAGUUGUAGUGUGAAUUCAUAACAAAAGCAAUAUUGGCAAGUGCACUUUGUUGGAUGUUCUAAGCACAUCACUAAAAAUGCACUGCAGACAGUAGUGUGUAGAGAUAGUUGAUUUACUUACUCAACUAAAUGGUAUUGAAAUCAACAUGGUGAAUUAUUAUAAAGCUGAGAGAGAGAGAUUUAAUAUUUGACAUUUGUAGUACCAUUUUAGCAGUGUAUAUGUUGAUUUGAUCGGGAUGUAGUUUUAGUUGGUGUCUGUACAACCCCUUCUAACCGUAUUUGAAGGCAAAAAAUAACACACUUAAGAUAAUCAAGACUUAAAAGUUGUAGCUUAAACAUUUUAAUAGCUAGUUUGUAUGCAACCCCUUUAUUUGGGCAUCUAUGUUUGUGUUUUAUAGAAAUUGUUCUCUGUAUUGCGAUAUGUUCUAAGUAUAAUAUAUGUCAUCUUCAAGGUAACAUCAAGGCACUGGGUUUGGUUUGAGUUGGUGGUAGAAGAUUGUAUUUUGUGGACAAGAAAUACAAUGGAUUGCUAUGCCAUAGAACUUAAGGAUGUAGUGAUUACUUUUAUAGUACAGUGAGUAGGCAUAGAGUUCUGUGUUUGUGUGAUGAUUUGGGCAGUUAGAUGUCAUGUCUUCAUUAGUGAGUAUGAUGUCAAGAAUGUGAGUGUGAGAUGGCAAUAUGAACUGCUAUCAGCAAAAGGGCAAAGAAAAAGUGUGUCUUUGUUGAUGGCUAUUGUACUACUUUACACACUUUCCUGGUUUACAAAUACCGUAAAGAAUAUUGUUAUUUUGUUUCUAAUUGGUAACACGAAGUACAUUCCCUUUGAAACACAAGUGAUGUUUGUAAGAUUCUGGUGCUAUGGUCUAAUAGUUUUUGGUUCGAGUCCAUAAAUGUGAUUAUUUUAAUUUGAGCAUAUUUGAAGAUUAUAAUAUGUAAGGUUAGACCGACUGGUUUCUGGUACAGUAUCCUACGUAGUAUGUGUGGUAGCCUAAUAUGCAUUAACUGACCCUUUGAAUAAAAUGUAAAACUCUAGUGUAAUUGAAAGCUUGAGGUUGGUGGUUGGCCGUGUCCUUUGCCUUAGCAGCCCUCCUUUUUUAUUUUGGUUCUGGAUAUAUUAAGCUCUUAUUCAGGAGGGCAGAGGCAUCUUGUUUUGAUUCAGUCAUUGGACAUUGCUUUGUAUGAUGUGGGGAUUUGUUUACUCCAUAGACCAGCCAGGCAAAAUAUAACAGGCCAUGUCUACGGGCUAUGACCUUGAAUUAUUAUGUGCUUUGAUUGGCUCCACAUUGCUUCUGCUAGAAUUUCAUUGGCUCCUUGUUUCGCUGCAAUUCUUUUCACCAUCUCGGAAGUUGCGGGUUAAAGUUAUGAAUUGGUCAAGAAUUUCAUGUCAGGGACAAGUGGUUAAAAAAAAUUGCAUAUCUGGUUGUGGUCCUUAGAAUGGAUAGGAUAUGCCAAGCCAAUGUUUAGGACAGCAUGUUAACCUCUCAUGUGACUUCAGUGUGAACUGUAGGUGAUCAUGAAAGUGUUUAUUGUGCUUCAUUUAGGCCUAAUUAUAAAUUCAGGUGGUGCAAUGUGAGCAAGUGAAAAUGCAUAAAAUGCUUUUUCAGGCCUUUUAUCAACUUUUCACUCUUCUCUUGCACCUUAGGCUCUGUUUUGAAGUCAAUUACGGCUACUGCUGCCUGGUGGAGAGUUUGAGCAUGCCUGCAUUCAGUAUUGUAUAUUUUCUAGAGCCUUCAGUUGCUUACAGCAACAACAACAAAUCUUAUAUAGGUUUUACUAGCAUGACAUUGUGCGAUAUUAAAAUCAUAUUACCUCAGAAAAUAUAUCAAUUACAAUUAAGUUAUUGAAAUAGGGUAAAACGGUCUCAUCCAAAACGAGACCAAAACGGUCUCAUCCAAAAUGGAAUCUCAUUGGCAAGAUACAAAGCCCAUGCUAUUAUGAAAGUAAAGAUUACUUUUGCUACUAAUGUAAUUGCUAUGAUCAUGUUUUGCCUACCUCCUUGAUGCACAACUCAUCUUUGUCUUCUUAGCUCAUAACCACCUAUACUUGUGUCUCAAAAAUAUGAACGCAUAUUAAUCACUUUUAAUCUAAAAGACAAAUCAAAUGUGAUUUUGUGUGUGUGUACGAGCAUGUAAAAUGAAAGGAAAAAUAAUAUAUCACAACAGCCACUGGAAUGUGAAGCCAAACUGUAUUAUGAUCAGAAUGAAAUCUCUUUAAGGUCUGUUGUAGCAUACACGUGAACCUCGUCUGUGGUACAUGUUUGCUAUCCUUCAGAUACUUGUCGCAACAAGGUACUUUAUGAUUGCUUUUAUUUAACCCCCUGAAAGUAUCCUUUAACCACCAGUAAUCAUCCGGGUUUUUACUGUACGUUUGUAAGUUGAGCCAUAUGUCUAAACAUCAAGUUUACAGUUGUAACUGUGUGAAACUACGAGAGAUUGGGAGAAUGUGUGUGCAUCUAACUUCAUUACAAAAGCAACAAAUAACUAAGGCUCUUACUGAAGUCUGAUUUAUGAAUGUGGUGUUUACGUGUGAAGGUAAAUGUUAUCGUUUCCAGCCUUAAGCAUUCAAAAUAAAAUAAAUGAAUCAUUUGUCAUACCCCACCCCAGACCUUUGAGAUUUUGACUGAAGCAGAGGAAUGUGCGAUGCAGCAUUAGGGGUUAAGAGAUGCCCUAAAAGAGACAUACAACCCCCCCCCCCUCCCUCCCACCCCUGAACAAAUAUCCAACUGUCAUGAUAAUGCAAUCCUUGAAAGCACUUUGCCUUGGUAUAUCAUUAAGUGUGCUAGUGAAUGGUUAUUUGUUACAACAUUUUUACAUGCAUAAUGAUUUGAGUGAAUCAAACAACGUAAUCUGCAUUGACCUUUGACAUUACAGGAGAAACUUAACAAACCAAGGCAUUGAAACCUUAUCAAUUUUAUACAAUGUAUGCCGCAGCCUAUGAGUCUUGUCAUUUAGUGUUGUGGCUUAGGAUUGGUUGUUUAAAUAAAGUGCUAUUGCUUAAUA